CAUGCCAUGAAAAUUCAGCCGAAAGAAAACCAUCUCUCUUAGAACGCAUAGUUCAUCCUUUGGUCAUGGACUCAGACUCUGAAUUGCAGCAGAGCAAAAGGAGGAGGAGCCACCAGAGAGAAGAUCAAUCAGUAACUGGCUUGGAAAAUUUACCACAUGAAAUCAUCACUGAGGUAACUUCAAGGCUGCCCUUUUCAUCUCUGGUAAAAUUCAGGUAUGUAUGCAGAGCGUGGAAAAAUUUAGCACAAGACCAACAUCUUCGAAUUUUCGAUGCUUUGCAUAACUCUAACACAGCUGAUCACAACAAUCUGUGCCUGAUUUUUCACUGUGAUUACCCCAUCAGAAACCAUAUUUACUUUGUAGAUUACCCUUUUCACCAUGGUGAAAAGGAGACAAUGCUAGUGAAAAAAAUUCACCCUCCUUUCUGUGGUUCGAUGCCUGAGUUUGAUGUGGUAGGAUCAUGUGAUGGUUUGCUGUGCUUAUCUGAUUCGUUGUACAAUGAUGCAAUAUGCAUAUAUAAUCCGUUCACUAGGGAUCAUAGAGAGCUGCCUAAAUCAGUUCGAUUUCCUAAUCAAGAAGUGAUUUACGGAUUCGGGUUUCAUCCGAUUACUAAGGAGUACAAGGUAGUGAAGAUAGUGUACUAUAGUAGACGAGAAUCAUGGAGCCGGUUUCGAGUGUAUCGGCCACAAUCAGAAGUUCAAGUUUUCACUCUUGGAACUUCUGAUUGGAGAAGUUUAGGAGGAACAUCUCACUACCUUCAUCACUGGCCAGCUCAGGUCUUGGUCAAUGGAAGGCUUCAUUGGGUUACUUGGAGAAAGGGUUACCACCCUGGUCGAAAGCUCAUUUCUUUUGACUUAGGAGACGAGCAGUUCAGGGAGGUACCGAAACCGGAAGUUGACGGAUUGAGCAGGUGGAAUUAUCAUGUGCUGGUUGUAAGAGGUUGUCUUGCUGCAUUUUUUUACUGCAGUUAUGGGAAAUUGGAGAUGUGGGUUAUGGAGGAGUACGGUGUGAAGGAAUCAUGGGUUAAAGAGUUGACCAUUGGAAGUUAUGUGCCAAAGACAUUGAAACAAGAUGUUGAUAGAUCAUGGAAGAUUUCAAAGAUUGUUAAAAGAGGAAGACAUGUUAGGGUUUUGUGUGUUUUGGGGAGUGGCCAGAUCUUGUUGGAGUACAAAAGCAGAGCUCUAGUUGUUUAUGAACCAAGUAGUGGAAAGUUUAAGGAUCUUUUGUUUCAGGGGAUGCCUAAGUGGUUUCAAACCGUUGUUCACGAGGGCACUCUCAAUCCGAUACAUACUCUUGUUAACAUGUGAUGGUGGGCAAUGAGGAGACAGCGGCUCUUGCGCAGGUGCUUUGAUGGAAUAGAGGAGGAGGAGGAGGAGGAGGAGGAGGAGGAGAGGUU
Messenger RNA from Malus domestica (apple), 1396 nucleotides. RefSeq names its product F-box protein At3g07870. Gene Ontology annotation, molecular function: protein binding. NCBI's taxonomy places the organism in Eukaryota, Viridiplantae, Streptophyta, Magnoliopsida, Rosales, Rosaceae. The record is from RefSeq and is a predicted model, not a curated record.